Magnolia sinica is the source of this 432-nucleotide messenger RNA. RefSeq lists its product as uncharacterized. Bases 1 to 432 code for a protein of 143 amino acids. NCBI's taxonomy places the organism in Eukaryota, Viridiplantae, Streptophyta, Magnoliopsida, Magnoliales, Magnoliaceae. The record is from RefSeq and is a predicted model, not a curated record. Gene Ontology annotation, molecular function: RNA binding. The transcript has a single exon.
AUGGACGUGGUUAUGCCAAGAGACCGAAGCACUGGUGCUUAUAGAGGUUUUGUGUUGGUUCGCAUGUCAUCUGAAAUGGAGCUAGCCAGAGCGGUGGACAUGUUACAUGGUGUGAAAUUCGCCGGAUGUCCAUUACUGGUUCAAAGAGCGAGAUUCGGCCCCAAUCUUACCCCCCCUCCCAAGCCCCUCCAGACGAAUACGAAGAUGUAUCGCCCAAAAUCUGACAACAUACCCACUCUCCCCUCCCCUAUUCCUACCAAUCCUGAUCCUAAUCCUAUCUCCUUGGGGCCUGCCUCUUUCAAAGAGGCCCUGCUGAACAAUACUUCUCCUCCUCCGCACAGCAUUCCCCCUAUGUCCGAAUCUAUGGCCAUUCCUGCUAUCAAAUCGGAUUCUCCCUCCCUACGGAAGGCGUUCCUAUUUCGAUCAAUUUGA